AUGAGGAGGGCAUAUAGACAUGUGCUCGAGACACUUGAACCUGUGACUCAAACCCCCACACGCAUAAGCGAAUCCGAAGAGGAAGAUGACCCAGAAGAAGAUGGUGAGAAGGCGGAGAGGGAGAGAAAAACAAGGGAGGACAGAGAGAGAAAAACAAGGGAGGACAGAGAGAGAGAGUUGAAAAAGAGAAGAGGGAGAAGGCGGAGGGAAAAAGAGAGCAGGCAUAGAAGAAGAGGAAGAGAGAGGAAAAGAAAAAAAGCAAGAAUUAAGAGAAGGCAGAGAGAGCUGAGGGAGAGAUUAGAACGAGAAAAGAGGGAACUGGCUCUACAACAAGAGCCAGAGGAAGAAAGUGAAGAAGAAGAAGAGGAUGAAGAGGCUGAGGGAGAGGGGGAGCAAGAGCCUGAGAGAGUGGUGCCUAAGCACAUUUAUUUACACACACCCACCCCCAGUGCAAGCAAAACUUCUAGCCCAGUUGGUCGAGCAACAGGGGCUAUUGAACAAGAGGUGCACACCUUGAAGGCUUGA
Molecule: messenger RNA, 525 nt
Organism: Cynara cardunculus var. scolymus (artichoke)
Lineage: Eukaryota; Viridiplantae; Streptophyta; Magnoliopsida; Asterales; Asteraceae
Product: histone-lysine N-methyltransferase, H3 lysine-79 specific-like
Exons: 1
Coding region: 1-525 (174 amino acids)
Source: RefSeq, a predicted model, not a curated record